Xenopus tropicalis (tropical clawed frog) is the source of this 3359-nucleotide messenger RNA. The record is from RefSeq and is a predicted model, not a curated record. Lineage: Eukaryota; Metazoa; Chordata; Amphibia; Anura; Pipidae.
UUUCCUUCUGCCUGCUAAACAUGACCCUUGGUACCGCCAGAGAAACGUAAAGACUACAAUUCCCGUCGGUCUUCAUUUCGGGUCCCGCCCCUCUAUAUAACCUUCCCAUCCGGGGAUUUGACACCGUCAGGCGAUCUGUCGCCAUUGUGUGUGAAGCUACUGCGCUACUUUUCUCCCCCAUUCCUGGGGCCUGCUAGGGGCUCUUCCUCCCGGGGUGCGACCCUCUGCCCUGUCCCGGGGCUCUCCUGCUUUCCUUCAUCCACAGGCCCUGCUUCGGCGAUUCGGGUUCCUGCCCGUCCCGCUGCCCUACGGCCUGUUCUUUCCUCAUUUCUGUAACUCUCCAAUAUUUCUUAUUCUUUUUCUGGCAACUGACACUAAAGAUGUCGCCAUGAGUCCUGCUCUCCGUUGUCCAGCGCACCUGAACGCCAUGCUCCUGGCUUCCAGCCGCCCCCUGCACAGUGCUGCCCCCAUUCUGCCCACGGCCUAUGCCGCUGAGCUCCCAACUUUCCCCAGCAGAUAUGGAUCCUGGAUCAGCCAACGCAAACAAGAACCAGAACCGCUCGGGCUCUGCGGGACCUUCCGGGGAGUCUAAGCCGAAAAGUGAACCAAAAAAUGGCAAUAGCUCCAAGCAACGAUAUAAUCGGAAACGAGAAAAUUCUUACCCUAAAAAUGAGACUUUCGCUGGUCAGUCCCGGCGCUCCUGUCCACAGAAAAGCAAAACUUUUAACAAGGUUCCACCACAAAGAGGUGGACCUAAGCAGUAUGGAAUGGGAAGGAGGGAAGAGGUAGCAGAGACUCAGAGGGCAGAGUUUAGUUCAGCUCAAUAUUCUGGGCCAAAGAAGAUCAACCUUAACCAUCUUCUAAACUUUACCUUUGAGCCACGUGGUCAUCCUGGUGGACUCAACGGGAAUGGAAAUUUUGGCAGAAGACACAAAUGGGGAAACAAACCAUUUAAUAAGGAACUCUUUCUGCAGGCUAACUGCCAGUUUGUGGUGUCUGAUGAUAAUGACUACAGUGUCCACUUCGCUGAUCCCGAUACUCUUGUCAGCUGGGACUUUGUGGAACAAGUGCGGAUUUUUAGCCAUGAGGUGCCAUCAUGUCCCAUUUGCCUGUACCCUCCCGUUGCUGCAAAGAUUACACGCUGUGGUCAUAUUUUCUGCUGGGCCUGUAUCUUGCAUUACUUGUCACUUAGUGAAAAGGACUGGAGUAGGUGUCCAAUUUGUUACAGCUCUGUUAUUAAAAAAGACCUGAAAAGUGUUGUUACCACAGAAACACAUCUCUAUUCAGUGGGUGAUAAAAUAACAAUGCAGUUGAUGAGAAGGGAGAAAGGAGUCCUGGUGGCUAUGCCAAAAUCUAAGUGGAUGAAGCUUGAUGAACCUAUUCAUUUAGGAGAUUUGGACCAUACCCUGUACUCAAAGCUACUACUGGCCUCUCGGGAUCAAAUCCUUAGCCAGGUUAUUGGUGAGGAGAAGGUUGCCCUGUUGGAGCAGUAUAAUGCCGAAAAAGAAACCCCAGAGGCCUGCUUUAUAGAGGCAGCUAUGCAAGAGCUGCAGGAUCGUGCAGGUAAUCUGUGUGCUGCUAGCAAGCCUGAAAUUGAGGCAGCUACACUUUCAAUGGAGGCCUUGAAUUUUGAGUCUACCAGUGACAAACAGCAUACAGUCCUAGAGAGAGAGGUUGUACACUAUAUCUCUGCAUUUGAGGAAGAAACUAUGGAACCACCAUGUGAAGAUUGCUCUCCUACAGAAUCCUCUCCUCCAGAUAUCACAGCUGUCUUGGCAACAGAUGUGAGCACUGCAACUGAUGGAGGCCUUCCUUCGCUCAGUCAACAGGAGUCAAAACCAGAAAACUGUGGGCCACUUGGGAACUCUCACUAUUACUAUUUUUAUCAAGCUGUGGAUGGACAGCAUGUGUAUCUUCAUCCAGUGAAUGUACGUUGCCUUGUUCAUGAAUAUGGCAGCCUUGAGCGGUGCCCAGAGAAAAUCACUGCCACUGUUGUAGAGAUGGAUGGGUUUACCAUGACUGAGGAGGUGCGCAGACGCCAUCGGUAUCUUUGUCAUUUGCCUCUUACUUGUGAGUUCAGCAUCUGUGAAAUGGCCCUGGGGCCCCCUGAUGUUUCUGUGGAUACCUUGGAGCUUUUUACAGCUGAAGUUGAGAAGAGAAAACGUCUGCGCCAGCGGAAAGCACGAGAUGAGCAACGCAGAGAAAAAAGGAUUGAGCUUGAGGAAAACAAGAAGCAAGGAAUAUACCCAGAAGCGCGCAUUGCAUUAGAAAAUCUUCAGCAGUUCCCUGCUUUUAGCUCCAGUCCUAUCGACUCACUGUUCAAUGUGGAAACGCAAAAUUUUAUUUCCGUAUCUCCUUUGAGCUGCAGCCCAACAUCGCAGUCUGGUUCCCUUCUUGGUGCAGAAUGUUCCUCUGAUCCUUUACUCACUGAAGAUGAAUCCCGUUGUCCAUCAUUUGCUCAGAUGCUGAGAGUUGGUAAAGCAAAGCCAGAGACCUGGCCCAAAGCUGCCCCUAAGAAUGUGCCAGAAAAUACUUUGACUCCAGCAAACGCUGACAGUGAUGUGGAGAGUGAUUGCUCUGAGCGAGUUCCUGUCCCAAGUUUUCAGAACUCUUUCAGCCAAGCUAUGGAAGCUGCUUUCUUGAAGCUGGAUGCAGCCCUCCCUACUCCUCCUUCAGUUGAGAAAGGAGGAAAAAAGAAGAAGAAGCAACAGAAACUUCUGUUUAGCACCUCAAUUGUUCAUACUAAGUGAGCAAUUCACUCCAUCAAUUUCUCUUCAGUCAUGUUCACCCCAAUAGCUUUAUAUAACUUUAUCUGCAGUAUUUAUGGUUGAACAUGUAUCAGUUUUGAGCAAAGUGCUCUUGUAUGUUGCACCAAAAUUUUGGGGCCAGUUUGCUUUGUAGGGUCAGACCUUUACUAAUGCAGAGGAUAAGUGAUUAGUAUGAAGUGGGACUGUUUAUAAUGCUGAGGUAUUAAACUGCAUUACGGGGGUUAACAACUGAACCAGAAACGUUAAGUGGAUCAUCUGUGAUUUUUAGGGCACUUGCAUAGUGGAAUAGACCAGAAUGAAGUUCUACUAAUGAAACUGAAGCUUCUGUUGGUAGCAAAGUACCCCAGGUCCACUCACCAAGGCAGACAAUGCUUUCAUUAUCAUCACAGUUGACACUUUAUAAUUUGGAAAUUCCCACUGGAGAUUCUUUAGCUAUGGUGUUGGUUGCUGUUGAAAACUGGAUUUGGGGAGUUCUGUUUAAGGAUUAUGAAGCUGAGCUCACAAUGCUCUGCCUGUGGCUUUUUCAUGUGAAAAGAAUGUACCCCACACUGAUUCUGUAGUUGAAACAAUAAAAUUUAGAGUAAACACUGA